CUGAAGUGUAAUGGCCACCAAAAACAAGUAUUAAUGAGUAAAGGGAACAUGUCUUGUCAUGUGUGAUUGAAACCAAGUUGCCCACAGAUGUCAUGUGCUCUGAAAAUUAUGUUUGAUUUCCGUUCACCUUUGUGGUCAAUACUUAAGGAACAAUUCCCAGUUCCAGUGAUAUUCACAUGAAGGACUCUGGUGUGUGCACAUCCUUUAUGAAUAUGGCAACAACUGGCUCAAUGUUUUACACAAUCCCAGAAAACCAAAGUGAAGAUUAUGAUGAAAUCUGCGACCCAACAGCCGUCAACCAGUUUGCAGCGAUCUUCACUCCAGGUUUCUUCUCCAUUGUGAUCAUCUUCAGUCUGUUGGGCAACAUCCUGGUCAUUGUGAUUCUGGCCAAGUAUGAGAAUCUCAAAUCCCUCACCAAUGCUUUCAUCCUAAACCUGGCUGUAUCGGACCUCUUCUUCACCACAGGUCUGCCAUUCUGGGCCUAUUAUCACAUGUAUGGAUGGACUUUAGGGGAAAAUGCAUGCAAAAUAGUCAACUUUGUCUUCUACAUUGGCUUCUACAGCAGCGGUAUCCUCCUCAUCCUGAUGACUGCUCACCGUUAUGUAGCUGUCAUGAAUCCUCUAUCUAACAUUGUGUCCACCACAGGCUCCUACAGUGUUGUAGCAUGUGUGAUCGUUUGGGCAGUGAGUAUAUUGGUCGCCAGUCCAGCCUUCAUCUUCACCAAAGUUGAGCAGAAUCAAUGUGCAAAUGCAGAUUCUAACUCGAGUUUAUGGGUAAUCUACCAGCAAAAUAUUCUCUUCAUAUUGAGUUCCGUGGUGUUCAUAUUUUGCUAUUCUCAGAUCAUGCGCAGGUUGCUGCGUCCAACUGCCCAAAGAAGAAAGAACAAAACUUUAAAACUCAUUUUUACUCUCAUGGUUGUUUUCUUUGUGGGCUGGACACCUUACAAUAUAGUGAUAUUUCAAAAGUCAUUGUUUUUCCGGAACCAAUCACGUGUUGACUCAACGACUAUAUCUGAAAUGUGUAAAACAGUAGAACGACUACAUUAUGCCCUUUACAUUAGCCAACUUUUUGCCUUUUCACACUGCUGCCUCAACCCUGUAUUUUAUGUGUUUGUGGGGGUUAAAUUCAAAAACCACUUGAAGAAAAUGCUAAAGGGAUGGGACCACAGCAAUAGCAGCAUCCGCAAUAGGCAAAGCCGACUCACAAUCACUUCGCUAACAAGUGGUGAGGAGUUCUCAGUGUAGUUGAUAUACUGAGCAGAAGGGAAACCAGAACCUCCAGGUUUUGUACCAGAAUAAAGAAAACCAAAUUCAAAAUCCCAUUGCCAUUUUAAGCAAAUAACAACAAGAACAGCAGACUAGGCUGUGUGUGUUCCAUUCCAUAUCCCUAGAUAAGGAUGUAAAUAACAUUUUUAUGUAAUUGUAUAUUAAAUAUUUCUGCUUUUAGCUGCCUUAAAUUAACAAAAUUCCCAACAAACCCUACCAUCCAACCUAGCGAGAAACGAAUGGGUUGUACCAGAGCUUGUGCUACAUUCACAGAAGGAACAAAA
Etheostoma spectabile (orangethroat darter) is the source of this 1549-nucleotide messenger RNA. Its product is annotated as chemokine XC receptor 1. Lineage: Eukaryota; Metazoa; Chordata; Actinopteri; Perciformes; Percidae. Gene Ontology annotation, biological process: G protein-coupled receptor signaling pathway; calcium-mediated signaling; immune response. The transcript has 2 exons. The coding region runs from base 177 to 1244 and encodes 355 amino acids. Gene Ontology annotation, molecular function: C-C chemokine receptor activity; C-C chemokine binding. Gene Ontology annotation, cellular component: membrane; external side of plasma membrane. The record is from RefSeq and is a predicted model, not a curated record.